Molecule: messenger RNA, 994 nt
Organism: Tetranychus urticae (two-spotted spider mite)
Lineage: Eukaryota; Metazoa; Arthropoda; Arachnida; Trombidiformes; Tetranychidae
Molecular function (GO): protein-folding chaperone binding
Source: RefSeq, a predicted model, not a curated record
UAAGAUUACAGAUUUAUCAAUCUUUUCAUACAUCUGUUUAUGUCUUGUGAUUCAGUUAUCUUUUAAAUAUUAUAUUAAUUUAUAAAGUGACCUGAUAUUUAAUAAUAUUAUUUUCGAAGAGCGGUAUAAUAUGACGGUCUGUUAGCUCCAUUAAUCGAUCUUUUGACAAUUGCUCCGAUCACAUGCACCAUAUCAAUGGAUAACAUUAAAAAAUUGGAAGAAUUAGGUGAUGAAUGUGCCAAAAAAGACAAUCACGGAGAAGCUGUUUUACACUAUACACAUGCCAUUAAAUCAAAGCCAAGAGAGUAUCGUUUGUUAGAGAAACGGUGCAAUUCAUUUCAUAAAAUUGGACAAUAUUAUUUCGCGUACGAAGAUGCCAAAGACUUAAUUUUGAUGGCUCCAAAUAACCCAACCGGGUUUCUUAAGAGAGCAACAAUUGAAUUUGAGACUGGAAAUUACAAACAAGCCUUAUCUAAUUUUAGGAAAGCUUAUCAUUUAACCCGAGACUCAUCUAUAAGUGAAAAAAUUCGCCAAUGCAAAGAGAAAGCCAACAAACAAGAAUCAUCUGAUAAACAUUUACCAUGGAUCGGAGCCGCUGUUGGUUUGGUAAUUGGUAUGGCGUUAGUUGUUGCUGAUUACAUGCUUUGGAUGAAUAAAGGUUAUCUCAAGAAUCCGUUGCUUAAAGUUGCUUUAAUUAUUAGCAAUGCUUAUUUGUUUUUCCAUACUCUUAAACGGUAUCGAAACUACAUUUCCUCUUGUCGUUCGAGUUUACUUCAACCACCGCCACUGCUUUUCCCAGAUGAUGGUGAUGAUGAUUGGUUAAAGUCUAAAAAUGAUUAAAGGAAAUUUCGCCAUUCCACGUUUUUUAUGUUUAAUAAGCAAAUUACAUUAGUGAUCUAAUCAUUUACAACUACCUUGUCUAAUAUUGUAAUAAAUAAAAAGCAGAACCGCAAUAUGAUGGCCAUAUAAUCAAGUCAUGAAAAACUUCAAUCGA